Messenger RNA from Brenthis ino (lesser marbled fritillary), 1596 nucleotides. The record is from the annotation of a GenBank genome assembly. Lineage: Eukaryota; Metazoa; Arthropoda; Insecta; Lepidoptera; Nymphalidae.
AUGAUAUUUCUUAUAUGGACAGUGGUAUUGAUAGCAGUACUAGCUCUGCACAUCCACAAGACUUACUCCAGGUUCAGUGACUAUGGAGUGAAGCAUCCGAAGGUGGUGCCUUUCUUCGGAAAUAUGCUGGGUGUUGUCUUUCGUCUGACCCAUUUUUCUGAUCACAUAGAUAAUAUCUACACGAAAUUCCCAGAAGAAAGGUUUAUUGGCAGAUAUGAGUUCAUCAAACCUUCUUUAUUGAUACGUGACAUUGAAUUAGUGAAGAAAAUAACAAUCAAGGACUUUGAAUAUUUCAUAGAUCACAGAGGAUUUACCGAUGAAAAAAUAGAGCCCCUCUUCGCUAGGAAUUUAUUUUCUUUAAAAGGUGAAGAAUGGAAGGACAUGAGGUCAACUUUAAGUCCAGCUUUCACAAGUUCCAAGAUAAAGCUGAUGGUGCCGUUCAUGGAGGAAGUUGGCGACCAAAUGGUUAGAGCUUUGAAGAAAAAGAUCAAUGAAUCCAAGACCGGUUAUAUAGAUGUGGAUUGCAAGGACCUGACGUCGCGGUACGCCAACGACGUGAUCGCGUCAUGCGCGUUCGGCCUCAAAGUGGACUCUCACACUGACGAAAACAAUCAGUUCUAUGAAAUGGGCAAAACAGCCUCCACCUUCAAGUUCCGUCAGAUGUUGCUAUUCUUCGCGCUUGCUGCUUUUCCUGCUCUCGUGAAGAGAUUGAAGCUAACAUUAUUCUCGGAUCGCACUAAAGACUUCUUCAUAGAGCUUGUAACCAGCACAAUGAAGGACAGGGAAGCAAGAAACAUCAUUAGACCUGACAUGAUCCACCUUCUCAUGGAGGCUAAGAAAGGACGAUUGGCACAUGAAGAAAAAAUAGGAAACGAUGUUCAAGAUACAGGAUUCGCUACUGUUGAAGAAUCUUCCGUCGGCAGAAAGUCCAUUGAUAGAGUUUGGUCAGAUAUGGACCUAACCGCUCAAGCAGUGUUAUUCUUUAUCGCGGGCUUUGAGACCAUAUCAACGUCAAUGUCUUUCGGUUUACACGAGCUGGCCAUACAUACAGAGGCACAGAAGCGUUUGGCUGAAGAGAUCAGGGAGCAGCAUGCUAAGAAUAAUGGAAAACUGAAUUUCAAUGCUAUACAAAGCAUGACUUACAUGGAUAUGGUGACUUCAGAGGUUCUAAGACUUUGGUCUCCAGCAUUGGCUUUAGAUAGAAUGUGCGUUAAAGACUACAACGUGGGCAAACCUAAUGAUAAAGCUACUCAGGAUUACAUUAUAAGGAAGGGAGAAUCAGUUUCAAUACCAGUAUGGAGUUUCCACCGUGACCCUGAGUUCUUUCCGGAUCCUCUCAAGUUUGAUCCGGAACGCUUUUCUGAUGAAAACAAGCAUAGCAUUAAUGCCUUCGUCUAUAUGCCGUUUGGAGUCGGUCCAAGAAAUUGUAUUGGAUCAAGAUUUGCUCUCUGUGAAUUGAAGUCACUUUUGUACCAAAUACUGUUACAUUUCGAAGUAUCUCCGUCCGAGAAAACUUGUAUUCCUACAAGACUCGCCAAAGACUCAUUCAACCCACGAAUUGAAGGCGGACACUGGCUUAGAUUUAAAAUACGGGAC